AUGGUUCGAUCCGACUCUGAGACAAAUCCUAAAACCGGAACAUUUGAGUUCCUUAUCCUUGUAAUCCUUAGCGCCAACUUAUCAGGCUUCGCACCAUGCCUCGCAUCUGGUUCAUUUCGGCCGUUGACUAUCACAACUGCAUCAAACGGCGACAAGGUCGCGGUAACAUCUCGCGACUCGUCCAAGUCGGACGACCUGAAGGAACACGGCAUCAUGCCCACCAAGCUCGAAGUUCGCUAUGAAGUCGAAAUCCAAGCCGUCGUCGGCAAUGUCGAGUCCAUCAUCGGCCUGAUUGACAUCCUCGUCAACAACGUCGGGUAUAUCAUCCAAGGUGUUAUGAAGGAAUGCAGGUAG
Molecule: messenger RNA, 354 nt
Organism: Aspergillus nomiae NRRL 13137
Lineage: Eukaryota; Fungi; Ascomycota; Eurotiomycetes; Eurotiales; Aspergillaceae
Exons: 2
Coding region: 1-354 (117 amino acids)
Source: RefSeq, a predicted model, not a curated record